Alnus glutinosa is the source of this 645-nucleotide messenger RNA. Its product is annotated as glycine-rich RNA-binding protein 2, mitochondrial-like. The transcript is spliced from 4 exons. Gene Ontology annotation, molecular function: RNA binding. The coding region runs from base 5 to 466 and encodes 153 amino acids. The record is from RefSeq and is a predicted model, not a curated record. Lineage: Eukaryota; Viridiplantae; Streptophyta; Magnoliopsida; Fagales; Betulaceae.
UAAUAUGGCAUUUUGUAACAAAGUUGGGAGCCUUUUGAGGCAUAGCGUUUCUCAGAAUGGACAAGCAUCCAUCACAUCUAUGCUUAAUUAUGUUCGCUACAUGUCAUCAAGCAAGCUUUUUAUUGGAGGUCUUUCAUACUCAACUGAUGAUCAGUCUCUUAAGGAUGCAUUUGCUGGCUUUGGUGAGGUGGUUGAGGCAAGGGUUAUCAUCGAUAGAGAGACUGGUAGGUCUAGGGGAUUUGGGUUUAUUAACUACUCCAGCGAUGAACCUGCCACCUCAGCAAUGUCUGCGAUGGAUGGCCAGGAGCUAAAUGGGCAAAACAUUCGUGUGAGUUAUGCCAAUGACAGUCCGGCUGGCCCUCGAUCUAUUGGCAGUGGUGGCGGCUAUGAUGGUGGUGGUGGUGGUGGUGGUGGUGGUGGUUAUGGUGGAGGUAGAGGUUUUGGUGGUGGUGAUGGGGGCUAUUAAGAGGUUGCGGUUAUGCUGCAAAUGCGCUUGUUUCAGUUUCUAGUUGCUGCUCCUUCUAAAUUAUGGUUUCUUGAAUUUUCAAUUGGAUAAAUUAUCUAAACUUUGGAGUUGGGCUGGUUGAUACAAAUUUGUCUUGGUUAUUGCUUAUUACAUGUAUGAGCAGGGUAAGUUGUCAUAGA